AUGAACGUUCAAUCAUACGUUAUACAGCGACUUCGCUCAACCAUUUGGUAUUCGUUGGAUAAUAGUCUUCUCGAGAAUGCUGAGUUUACAGCUGAAAGAUUAGUGGGCGUUACUUCCAAAGGUGAUUCUGAAUCAAUUUAUCUUUAUGGACUCGUUUUGUAUCGUCGGGGCAAAUAUAAGACGGCUUUCAGAGUGACUGCGAAUCAUAUUCACGCUGGGUGUGCCUAUAUUUUUGCAAGAUGCGCGUUGAAACUUGAACUUCAGAAGGAUGGAAUUGAGGCAUUACAGCAAACAAUACAUCUUUGGAAUAGCACUAAUGACAGUGAAGAAGAUUAUGAUUUGAAACAGCAAACUUUUGAAAAUUAUGAAACUGUCAGAAAAUCAACUCCUGACGCUGCCGUUGUUUUUUCUUUAUUAGGUCGUUUAUAUGGUUCUAUUGGUGAUACUAAAGAAAGUGCCAUUUAUCAUUCUCAAGCACUUAGACUAAAUCCAUAUCUUUGGGAUUCUUUCGAACAACUUUGUCAAAUAGGAGCUAAUGUUAACACAAAAUCAAUAUAUAAACCGAGGCCGAUACUUUCUGGUGGUUAUGCCUCGAUGACAAAUAAAUCAAAGGCCGGUAAUCCUGGUUUGGCUCCAAUGAAUCCAAAGGCGUUUUUCAGUAAACCCAAUAGUUUCAAUAAAUCAGAAGAUAGCUCUUUUAAUAAUAGCAAUUUUUCAAAUAAUGAUCCGCUAAAGGAUCUAAAUAAUGGAGGGUUGAAUUCAAAUGUUACUAAUAUUUUUUCAACGCCAAGAUUGAAACAUUCAUCAUUACCUGAUGCUCCAGUUAGAAAACAUGUCAGAGGCGGACAUACCGAGAUUACUGAUUCAAUUCAGAGAUUAGGAACAAGAUUUACAUCAUCGAAGGUCACUUCAAGGUUAAUAACCCAAUCAACCCCUUCGGGAAGUGCAAAUAAUACUGUGACUUUUGGUAAAAGGGAUAAUAAAAGAAACACAAAGGUACAAAGCAGUAACACCACACCAUCUAAUCCUACAGGCACAAAACUUGGCACCUCCAAUAUCUUAGGAAAAAACAAUUCUCUUGAUCUCAGAAAACAAGAAUAUAGUGACCAAGCAGAGUUCCAGUUGAUGACCUUAUAUUCAAUAUUGUCCAAAGGGUUGAAAGCUAUGUCAAGAUAUGAUUGCUAUAAGGCCAUUAGGAUUUUCGAUCAGCUACCCGACUCUCAAAUUGAAACACCUUGGGUUUUAGGGAAGCUAGGAAGAUUAAAUUUUGAAAUUGUCAAUUAUGAGCAGGCCGAAUUAUAUUUCACUAGGCUUAGAAAAUUGGAUAGGACCAGGGUAGAGGAUAUGGAAUUUUAUUCCACUUUACUUUGGCAUUUACAAAAAGAUGUGGAGUUGGGAUACUUGGCCCACGAAAUGUAUGAAAUUAACAAAACUUGUCCGCAAACUUGGGUGACGAUUGGUAAUUUGUUCUCAUUACAAAGAGAAAAUGAUGAAGCUAUCAAAUGCUUUCAGAGAGCAACUCAAGUAGAUAAUAAAUUUGUGUAUGCUUACACUUUGCAAGGUCACGAAUAUGUUUCCAAUGACGCUUUUGAAAAUGCUCUCGAAAGCUUUAGAAAUGCAUUAUUAUAUGACCCAAAGCAUUAUAAUGCACUUUACGGUAUUGGAAUGGUUUAUUUAAAGUUGGGUGAAUAUCAAAAGGCAGAAUACCAUUUCCGUAAAGCUAGUGAUAUCAACCCUGUUAAUGUUAUUUUAAUAUGUUGUGUUGGUAUGGUUUUAGAGAAAUUGAACAAGAAAGAUUUGGCGUUAAAACAGUAUCAACUAGCCACUGAACUUCAACCAUCAAGCCCGUUGGCCUUAUUUAAGAAAGCCCAAUUAUUAUACUCUUUGCAUCAUAUUGAGGCCUCGUUGACGGAGUUUGAAAAACUUAAGACGGUUGCUCCUGAUGAAGCUAGUGUCCAUUUCUUGCUUGGUCAAUUGUAUAAGACAGUUGGAAGAAAAACAGAGGCCAUUAAAGAGUUUACAAUUGCAUUGAACCUAGAUCCAAAGGGCGCCCAUUUAAUCAAGGAUGUAUUGGAAACUAUGAAUGACUGA
Messenger RNA from Saccharomycopsis crataegensis, 2091 nucleotides. It is a transcript of the gene CDC27, whose product is annotated as anaphase promoting complex subunit CDC27. Gene Ontology annotation, biological process: protein ubiquitination; anaphase-promoting complex-dependent catabolic process; metaphase/anaphase transition of mitotic cell cycle. The record is from RefSeq and is a predicted model, not a curated record. Gene Ontology annotation, cellular component: cytoplasm; anaphase-promoting complex. Gene Ontology annotation, molecular function: protein binding. The transcript has a single exon. Bases 1 to 2091 code for a protein of 696 amino acids. Lineage: Eukaryota; Fungi; Ascomycota; Saccharomycetes; Ascoideales; Saccharomycopsidaceae.